GACAAGCAAACACCAACCUCCAUCGAUCAUUUUAGCAGCCCAAGAACGGCAGCUCUCCAUCUUUGCACAGGAACAUCGGGCCAUUCUAAGUGGCAGAGAAGAGGGAAAAAGAGAGAAAGAGGUAAAAGAGGGAAAAGAGGUUCACGAGGUAAAAUGUCAUUAACACUACUUGGGCAUGGAUGCACUCGGCCUUUCCUCUCCAUCACGAUGGAAGGAAAGAAUUCACGAUGGGGCGAGGGAAAGAAUGAUCAACGCAAGCAAUGGAAGAAUGAAUGGCGCCUUCAUGUUGGACGCGAUAUAUUCAUCCAUCCAUUCAUGCAUCCAUCCACCCACUCAUCCCCCCCAUCUACACAUGCAUCCAUCCAUCGAGCCGUCCCAAAAACAACCUACCUACGACGUGCCGGCACACUGCCCCCCUACCAACAUAUCGUCGGGUUGGCAACAUAUGCACGCGUCAACACAACACAGUCCAUCACAACACAAAUAGAGUCCUAGGUACACCACAUUGACCAUUUCUGACACUCUCUCUGCCGCUCACUCCACACUCGCCCAGGAAGAGGAUUUCGAUGCCCGAAAUCUUCUCCAGAAGAAGAAAAGAAAGAAAAAGAAAGCAAACGAAUCGGGUGCCGAUGAGUUGAUCAAGGGAACUCCCAGACCACGCGUAGAUAAAGUACUAGGUGCUCCCAAACCUGAAGAACUAACCGCCUUUCUUCUUUUACUUUCAUCGCUUGCGUCUGUUUCCAUUAACUUUUCCUUUACACAGACCGAUCCUUCUUCUUCGGUACAUGGCGAUUCCCUCUUGAUCAUGGUCUCUGGUGAAUUGAAUUGAUUUGAAUUGUUUUGAUGGGAAUUUUCGGUACAUCCAUUUAUCCAUCCACCCACCCAUCCAUCCAUCCAUCCAUUCAUUCAUGCCAAAUCGGUGAAUGUUGUGUGUGUUGAUUGAUCAUUCAUUUCAUCCCAUCUUCUUGUGACGGCCAAUCAAGUCUCAUAUUCGGACUCGGCUGUCCUUGUUUCUCCAUACUCCAUCCUCCUUUUCCCUGCCAGCCCAGACUCUUUCUCCCUCGUCCAACGUCCAAUUCCCUCCAUGGUCUGACUUUCUACCACUCUCUGCGGAUAGAAGAGUACAAUCGCUGCUCCUCUGCCACUUUUAAACUUUGGUCCGUCGAAAAUUCAAUAUCCAUCACAAAACCCCACUCCUGCCCUAAGCUUCUGCAAGACAUAUUCCAAACGCUUGAUUUGUCCUUGACUCAGGACCUGUGGGGUGAAUCGGUCGGAUCUCAUACCACUGGGCGGCCCUCUCCCCCGGAUCUUUCCAUGAUUCGCCUCUGUUCCACUACUAAAUCAAUUCUUGAUUUGACUACCUCUUCCAUCUCUCGCAAACAAAGACAUCAACAAAUUGCCACAAUUGCAAAGAUGUCGCACUCCAACAUUUUGAUUUAUCUCAUGCGCCGGGACCUGCGAGUGGGCGAUAAUCCGGUCCUGCAUUCUCUCGUUGAUAACAAGGAUCAUGGAUUCACCCAUCUCCUCCCACUCUAUGUUUUUGCCGCACAACAAAUCGAAGUCUCUGGAUUUAUCACCACAGAUGGAUGCAAGAGUCCGUACCCAGAGGCCCGAAGUCAAAUCGGCGCAUUCUGGAGAUGUGGUCCUCACAGAGCGAAGUUCCUAGCGGAAAGUGUUUGGGAUCUGAAAGGUGGUCUCGAGAAGAUCGAGAGUGGAUUGGCCAUUAGGGUGGGUAUGGUUGAUGAGGUGGUGAAGGAUCUAAUCGAAGGGUUCCAAAAAACAGGCGGCAGCAAAGUUUCUGCAGUGUGGAUGACUUCCGAAGAAGGAGUAGAGGAGAAACGAGAAGAGCGCUCAACAGAGAAAAUUUGCGAUAAGGCCGGCGUUGACUUUCAAUUGUGGCAAGACGAGAAAUAUUUAAUUGACGAUCGAGAUAUUCCAUUCAAGGAUCCAAAAGAUCUCCCCGAUGUGUAUACGACUUAUCGCAAGAGUGUUGAACCCCUCCGCGAAGCGCCCCGUCCAGCUUUACCAAAGCCUGAAAAGAAUUCAUUGCCACCCUUCCCUACCGACGUCCCCACCCAACAUUCUCCAUUUGCGAUUCCGACAAAUUACGAGGAGAUCGAGAGUGCACUUCUCAAACCAAUCAAUGCGCAACCUCUAAUCAAAAAUCCUCCAUCCUACCCGGAGAAUUCAUUGUCGGUACAUCCUUUUACCGGUGGUGAAUCUCAUGCGCAAGAGCGACUCGAACACUUAAUUACUUCUGGCUCAAUUAACGCUUACAAAUCUAGUCGCAAUGGGCUUAUGGGUACUGAUUUCUCUACAAAGCUUUCAGCAUACCUUGCCCUUGGCUCAAUUACUUCACGUCAGAUUCAUUCUUCCAUGUCCAUCUUCGAGAAUGGUUCCGAUUCUGACAACCGGUACAAAGAUCUCGAGGGAUAUGGCAAGGGUGAAAACGAGGGCACUUAUGGUGUACGUUUCGAACUUCUGUGGAGAGAUUACAUGCGUCUCUGCACUCGUAAAUUUGGACCCAAGCUUUUCCAAUUGGGUGGAUUUAAGGAUGAAGAAAACGCACACUCAAAGUGGAGUAGACUAGAUUCACCAAGAGAUGGGGUUUCAAAAGAACAAAUACAAGAGAUUAUUGAGAGAUUUCUAAAUGGUACAACUGGAAUGGGAUUCAUUGAUGCUUCACAGAGAGAAUGUUAUCACACAGGUUAUACUAGCAACCGCGCUCGUCAAAAUGUCGCUUCAUUCCUUGCGAAACAUCUUUACAUUGAUUGGAGAAUCGGCGCAGAGUGGUACGAAUGUAUGUUGGUUGAUUAUGAUGUCAGCUCAAAUUGGGGUAAUUGGCAAUAUGUCGCCGGAGUUGGGAAUGAUCCUCGAGGCAACGAUCGGAUUUUUAACCCUGUCAAACAAGCUUUUGAUUACGACCCUAAGGCUGAAUACGUUCUUGCUUGGGUUGAUGAGUUACGGGGCGUGGAUGAACUAGGUCAAAUAUUUCAGGCUUGGACUAUUAAUGAUCAAGAGAAGAAAGAAGAGUUGGGCAUUGCAGAUACUGAGAUGGUCACGAACCCAUUAAAGAGGAUUGACUUUAAGAUCAAUAGAGGCAGAGGUGGGGGAGGUGGUAGAGGUGGUGGCAGAGGUAGACCUCCAUAUAGACCUCAUGGUGGGGAUAGAUGGAUGGGUAGAAGAUCGGGUCCUGGGGAUCAAGGACGAGGUGGAUUCCACGGUGGAAGAGGAGACCGAGGGUUUCACCAAGCUCGAAGAUUAUAUAGAGGUGGUAGAGGUUCUGGAAGUGAAUUGAGAACAGGAAUGAUGGAUAAGGAGAGAGAGGCUGCGGCGGAUAAUGAGUAAGAAAAACGGUUCCCAUUAUGGCGUACGCCUAUAAUUGCGCAGCGAGACAUGGGCAUGAACAUGGACACGAACACGAUUACGAAUACGAUCACGGAUACACGAAGACAUAGACAUGACAACGUAAUAAAUGGAUGUCAUUGGGUUGACAGUGGUAAUUAUGGUUGAGAAUUUUGGUAAAUACGGUCGGUGGCUAUGGCUUAUACCUUGGGACGGUGAAUAAUGGGUAGGACGGGGGUACUUGCAAUUAUGGCUUUCGCUUAUAAUAUGACUUGCAUAGGAGGAUGGAUUUGGAGAGUAAUUAGUGGUUCAGACAGGUGAAUCGUACAAAUGAGUUGCAAGCAAUUCGCAUACGUUUUGAUUUUCGUGCGCGUUGCUAUUUAUAAUAUUGAUUUUUCGGUAGUAUAAUGAAAAAAGAAAGAAGGAAUUAAAUAAAUACA
Molecule: messenger RNA, 3785 nt
Organism: Botrytis cinerea B05.10
Lineage: Eukaryota; Fungi; Ascomycota; Leotiomycetes; Helotiales; Sclerotiniaceae
Gene: Bccry2
Product: Bccry2
Exons: 2
Coding region: 1315-3348 (677 amino acids)
Biological process (GO): photoreactive repair
Molecular function (GO): deoxyribodipyrimidine photo-lyase activity; damaged DNA binding; FAD binding
Source: RefSeq, a predicted model, not a curated record